This is a messenger RNA of Calypte anna (Anna's hummingbird), 2330 nucleotides long. It is a transcript of the gene SDR39U1, whose product is annotated as short chain dehydrogenase/reductase family 39U member 1. Bases 52 to 939 code for a protein of 295 amino acids. The record is from RefSeq and is a predicted model, not a curated record. Lineage: Eukaryota; Metazoa; Chordata; Aves; Apodiformes; Trochilidae. The transcript is spliced from 7 exons.
GCGGCCGUGCGCGGGGCGGGGUGGACAUGCGCGUGCGCGGUAAGCGCAACCAUGCGGGUGUUGGUGGGUGGUGGGACUGGAUUUGUGGGCAGAACCCUGACCCAGCUGCUGCGGAGCCGUGGGCAUGAAGUGACCCACAUCUCUCGAGAAGGGGGCAAGGAUCGGAUUAGCUGGGGAGAGUUGUCCCACUCUGGACUGCCUCUUUGUGAUGCUGUAGUGAAUUUGGCUGGUGAAAAUGUCCUCAACCCUUUCCGAAGAUGGAGUGAUGCCUUCUGCAGGGAGGUCAUCAACAGCCGGGUUGAGACCACCAGGACCUUGGCCAAAGCCAUUGCUAAUGCUGAAGAGCCACCCCAUGCUUGGGUCCUCGUCACUGGCGUAGGCUACUACCGCCCUAGCCCCACAGCUGAGUAUACUGAGGACAGUCAUGGUGGGGAUUUUGACUUCUUCUCUCGCCUGGUGAGCGCCUGGGAGGCUGCAGCUCUCAUCCCUGGGAGCCCAACUCGUGGUGUUGUGGUGAGAUCUGGGGUAGUGCUGGGCAAAGGUGGUGGUGCAAUCUCUCAGAUGCUCUUGCCGUUCCGUCUGGGAUUAGGAGGUCCCUUGGGCUCUGGGCUUCAGCCCUUUCCGUGGAUCCACAUUCAGGACCUGGCUGGGAUUGUGUGUCAUGCCCUGGAGACUGAGAGCGUUCAAGGAGUCCUCAACGGUGUCUCCCCAUCUUCCCCUAUGACCUCCAAUGCCACCUUUGCUCAGGAGUUCGCUGCAGCCCUGGGGCGCCCAGCACUGCUCCCAGUGCCUGCCUGGGCAGUCCGGGCUGUCUUUGGAUCAGAACGAGCCGUCAUGCUGCUGGAGGGCCAGAAGGUGGUACCAAAACACACCCUGGAGAGCGGCUACCAGUUCAUCUUCCCUGACCUGUCUGCAGCUCUGAGGGACGUCGUGGCUUGAGGACUCACCUGGGUUUAGCCCUGGUCCUGCCUGUUCUUAACACUUCCUCAUCCCAAUACAGAGAGAGUGAGCAAACUCUUCACCUUCUGUCUCCUUUUGUUCAUCCCCAGUUUAGGAGUCAUCCCUUCUCACCUGCUUUUGGGAAGGUGUACAAUGCCCUGGGAUUGUCAAUUCUGAAUCUUCCAUCAUCCCUUUCCCAAAGUGCAUGUGAGCUGCUUGCAGAGCAGCUGGGGGUGUAUGUAAUGUCUCCUGAGAGACAAGGGUGGCAGCAGGAAGGAGUUGUUUGGGUGUUUUAGUUCUUCAUGUUACAAGACAUCCCUUUUCUUGCUUCUCCCCAUGUCUUAGCCCUAGUUACACAGAGACCCAUUUAAGCUUUACUGCUUUGCCUUUCUCAGUCUCAUAGGGAAUGGAGAUGUGGGAAGAGAUAAAACCUGAGGAGAUACAAAGGGUGCUGGUUGCAGAUGGCUUGAAGACUUGGCCAUCUUGUUUCUUGUGGUGGCUAGGUACCAAGUACCAAGUUCCUCAGAACCUCCAUCUAAGUUUAAGCCCAGACUCAGGAAGACCCAGGGCUGCAGUGUUUAAUUUUGACGAUGAUAAGCAAACCUUGGCUCCCAUGGUUCAAGACUUGUGAUCCUAAUUACAGUGUUGUGCUAUCCCAACACUGGCACAGCCAGCCCUGUUGUGCUGAGGGCUAGUAGAGUGUUUUUGUAAGCAUGUCCCAGCCAACUGCAGUGCUUCAAUUUACUUUGGGAACAAGUUUUUAUGUCCCUCUGUUCUAGGUGAAUGCUUAUAGUUGUUAAUACAUAUUGAGAGCAGCAGCUGCCUCCAGCAGCUCUGGCCCACGGCCCUCCUUCUCAGCUGCUGGAGUCCCAAGUGUUCAAGUACCCCAGGUCCCUGCCCAAGCUGAGGGAUGCAGCUGCUGCUUUCCUCUUUACAGGUUCAGUCGACCCUCAAGUUGAGCACUCAUCAGAGGCACAUGCAUGCAUAGAGACACACACAGAGGUGACAUUGACAGGACUGCUCACACAGCCUGCUGCAGCCAAGAGGCUGCCACACUUGGCACCCAUGUCACAUAAGCAAAACCAGCCAUGUCCCUUCCCAUCCUGGGGUUGGCAGACUCAUGGCUUCUUCAGGGUUCCCAAGCACAUUCACAAGACCCUUCUACCCACCACCUCUACCUGAGCCCCUGCCUUCUGACCCACCCCAUGGUCCAGCUUGAUAUAUCCAACGUGCAGCGCUCACAUACUCAUCCCAAAGGCACCCCACACUCAGGUACCCACAGCAUGGACUCCCUACAUAACUGAUGCCUGAGGCUUACAUACCAGCUGGUCCAGGUUGCUAUUUCCUGGUGGAUAUUGAAGCCCAAAAAGGCCAAGCAAAACUGUUUAGAG